AUGAAAAAAACACCUGGAACAAAUAAGUUCCGUGCAAAAUCUGCUUUACAGCCUCAGGAGCAAACGUGUGUGUUAUGUAAAUACAGUACAAUUAAUCGACACUCUUUUAAAGUGCAUCAAAGAUCAGGACACCACUUAGAACUUCUGGAGGCGAUUCAGUCCAAUCAAGGAUCACUACCUGCCAAUGACAUCCAACAACAGAAUACCUCUGACGAACAACCUACUAUCCCGCUAAGCGAAUCUCGUAGUUCUGAUAUGGAGUCCAUUGAAAGACCAAUCCAACCUGAACGCACUGCCGAACCAUUGUCUGAACCUGCAAAUAAAUUUGACGAAAAUCAAUAUGAUGAUUAUGAUGGUGACGGUGAUGAUGAUGGGCGUGAUGAUGGUGAAGAAGAAUUCGAUGGUGGUAAUGCCUUUGACCAUUUCAACAAUGAUUUUAACAACGGAGGGGAAUCUGAUGAUGAUAGCGAAUCUAAUGAACCUCCCGUUCCUGUUAACGACGUUGUCGUGAUCGAGGCUAUAUACUUAAUAUAUGACUCUAUCUACACUUCUUAAAUCUUCCAUUUGAUAAUCCUAAAUAUAAUUCUUAUUGGUACUUUAUAUUAAAUACUGAUCAUUUACUUUAUGUACAGGCUUGAUCUCAUAUCAUCCUUCAUACAAGUAUAAGGCAUACAUUUAAAUAAUAACAUGAAUAUGAAAACAUAUGAAGGUUACAUCAGCCACGUUGAGGUGCCACAGCUGUCUUUAAUAAGAACUACAUUUUCCCCUGAAUGUUGUGCUACAAGACAUACACAGUUUAAGAAUGAAUGUUAUUGUUAUUGUUAUUGACAUCUCAUUAUGGUCUUUCUAUAUGGGAUCAUUACAUCCGAGUAUUAUCUGGAUAAAUCUACCCAUAACCGUCAUCAGCCCAUCUGUGAUCAAUGUCUGAAAUAAUGUGUAUAUAAAGACCCCCUUUUAUUUGUUUAAUAAAGC
Molecule: messenger RNA, 972 nt
Organism: Mucor mucedo
Lineage: Eukaryota; Fungi; Mucoromycota; Mucoromycetes; Mucorales; Mucoraceae
Exons: 3
Coding region: 1-555 (184 amino acids)
Source: RefSeq, a predicted model, not a curated record